GAGGCUGCAGACUUUCGGCGCACAGAGGAAGAGGAGAGGAGGAAGAAGAGGCAGAGAGAGAGGAGUCUUCAUCUUCGCCAUUUCAAUCAUGACUCUUGAAGACGGCCUCUGAAAUUCUGUUUGGUGCAAAGACUCUUCAGCUCCAUGACCAGCGCUACGCCCACCUCUCAGCAGAUGGAGGUGAAUGUGGUUAAAAAACGCCAUCGCACAAGAUCCAAAGGAGUCAGAGCCGCUGUGGACGCAGUAACACAGGAGCUCUUCAGCUGUCCCACUCCGGGCUGUGACGGCAGCGGUCAUGUCAGCGGGAAGUACGCCAGACAUCGCAGCAUCUACGGCUGCCCGCUGGCCAAGAAGAGGAAGGCUCUGGAAAAACAGCCGCUGGAGCCGGCUGCCAAAAGGAGGCCCUUCCUCACCUCCUGCCCGGGAGAGGAGGAGGAAGAGGAGGACGACGCCAGAGCUUACGCCGGCUACCAGAACGACGCCAUGGAGGUGGGGCUGGAGGGGAAGGAGCAGGGAGAAGUAGUGGAGGAGGACGAGGAGGAAGAGGACGGAGAGAGAGAAGAGGAGGAGGAUGGGGAUGGGGAGGACGAGUUCUCAGAGGACAACGAGGAGCAGGGAGAGGACGAGGAGGAGGAGGAGGAAGAGGAGGAGGAGAUAGAGCAGGCGGAGGAGGAAGAGGAGGAGGAGGAGGAAGACGUGGAGGACGGUGAUGACGAGGAGGAGCAGGAGGACGACGGAGAAGAUGAGGAGCAAGAAGAGGAGGAGGAAGAGGAGGAGGAGGAGCCGAAUCGACAGCAUGUAGAGAACCACUACAAACCCAGUGGACAAUCAAAGCUCCUUCCCAUCCAGAAGGACGACAACAACAACAACAGCUGCACCAUCGGAGCCGGAAACGCCACCGGAGAGGAGUACGAGAACUACGACGAGCUGGUCGCCAAGUCGCUCCUCAACCUGGGAAAGAUCGCAGAAGACGCCGCUUACCAGGCCAUGACGGAGUCAGAGAUGAACAGCAACUCUUCUAACAGCGCGGGAGAAGACGACGACGACGACGAUGACGACGGCAGCGACCAGGGCGACAGGAAGGGUGAGCUGAGCGUGGAUCUGGACAGCGAUGUGGUCAGGGAGACGGUAGAUUCCCUGAAGCUCCUGGCGCAGGGUCACGGCGCCAUGCUGCCUGAGGAUGGCUACCCAGAAGGCACCAUGGUGGACGAUGGCAGCCACGCUAACGGGAGGAUCAGGGUUCAGGCGGACGAGAGCGAGGAGGAGGUGUGUCUCAGCAGCCUGGAGUGUCUGAGGAAUCAGUGCUUCGAUUUGGCACGUAAACUGAGCGAAACACAGACGUCUGAUCGGCCCUCCCAGCACGCCCAGCACGCCCAGCACACCCAGCACGCCCUCCACCACCACCUCCAAAACCCAACAGAGCAGCAGCUGGUACAUCACCUGAGCAGGUACGACAGCUGUCAUCAGGAUGCCCAGGGAGAGCCCAGGUCUCUGGAGCGCAGCUACUCAGACAUGGCUAACCUUAUGAAGCUGGAGGAGCAGCUGAGCCCGGCGUCCAGAGGUUAUCCGACCAGCUGCAGCCAGGAGGGCGACGAGGACACCACGUCUGUGGCGUCCGAUCGCUCAGACGAGACCUUCGACAUGGCUAAAGGAAACCUGUCGCUGCUGGAGAAGGCCAUCGCCCUGGAAUCGGAGAGGGCCAAGGUCAUGAGGGACCGCAUGGCCUCAGAGCACACGUUUCCUCGCCGGGAUCAUCAUCAUCACCAUCGCAGCCAUGGCGAGCACAGCCCGAGGCUGAGCAGCGCCGCCGAGGAGCGCAAGUCCAGGAUGCACCACGACGGGUUAAAGAGGGCGUACUACCCUAAAGAUUCUUCCAGGGGGGAGAAGAAGGAAAGUAAAUGUCCGACGCCGGGUUGUGACGGAACCGGUCAUGUAACGGGUCUGUACCCUCACCACCGCAGCCUAUCGGGGUGUCCCCACAAAGACAGGGUCCCGCCUGAGAUCCUUGCCAUGUAUGAAAAUGUUUUAAAGUGCCCCACUCCUGGCUGCUCUGGACGGGGUCAUGUCAAUAGCAACAGGAACUCGCACCGCAGUCUGUCCGGUUGUCCCAUCGCUGCCGCAGAGAAGAUGGCGAAGGUCCACGAGAAGAGCCAUCCGAACGACACCGGCAGCAAGUCCAAUCAGACGUCAGACCGUGUCCUCAGGCCGAUGUGUUUCGUCAAGCAGCUGGAGAUCCCUCAGUACGGCUACAAAAACAACGUUCCUACCAGCACGCCGCGGUCCAACCUGGCCAAGGAGCUGGAAAAAUAUUCCAAGACCAGCUACGACUACACUGGCUACGACAACCAGCACGGCGGCUACGGGAAAAGAGGCCCGUCAAGCAAGUCCCACCAUGGACGGGACACCUCUCCGAAGGGCUACGAUGCCAAACGCUACUGUAAGACAUCGAGCCCGGCGAGCAGUACGACCAGCAGCUACGCUCCCAGCAGCAGCAGCAGCCUGAGCUGUGGAGGAGGAGGCGGAGGGGGAGGAGGCGGAGGAGGCGGAGGGGGGAGCAGCGCCAGCAGCACCUGCAGUAAGAGCAGCUUCGACUACACCCACGACAUGGAGGCGGCGCACAUGGCCGCCACGGCCAUCCUCAACCUGUCGACGAGGUGCAGGGAGCUCCCGCACGCUCUAGGAGGGAAACCCCAGGACCUGCUGACACAGAUCUCAGCAGUCAACUUGAGUCCGGUUGGCGACAUGGAUGACAGCGGUGCCGUGGACGUUGCUGGUCAGCCCGGCGGUCCGGAGGGCAGCGGGACAGUAUUGACCCCCCUGCAGCCAAUGUCGCCCCAGCGUCAGGCUCUGCUCAGCAGCCGCUGCUACCAGCUGAGCGACACGGACUGCUGGGAUCUGUCCGCCGAUUACACCAAGAUCAAACGCCUGGGAGACGAGCAUGACCACAAGGAGUCUGCUUAUUUCUCGUCCUUUCACCAGAGCGACGAGCUGGACCCAUUCCAGGAGCUGCUGGACGAGCAGCGAUACCCAGCCGAGGUCACCAUGCCCAGCCCCAAACACCACAAGUACCCGCCGUGCAAGGAGGGAAAGAAGGAGCUCAUCACGUUGUCAAGCUGCCAGCUAGCCGACAAAAACAUCCGCGGGAUGAUGGCGGCAAACUCACAAGAGCUCAAGUGUCCGACUCCGGGCUGCGACGGAUCAGGACACAUCACGGGAAACUACGCCUCCCACAGGAGUCUGUCUGGUUGUCCCAGAGCCAAAAAGAGUGGCAUAAAAAUCCUCCACAGCAAAGAAGACAAGGACGACCAGGAGCCAAUCAAGUGUCCAGUACCUGGCUGUGACGGUCAGGGUCAUGUGACAGGGAAGUACGCUUCCCAUCGCAGUGCGUCAGGCUGCCCCCUGGCUGCAAAGAGGCAGAAGGACAGCUACGUCAACGGCUCACAGUUUGUCUGGAAAUCUGGAAAGACGGAUGGGAUGACCUGCCCGACCCCGGGCUGUGACGGCUCGGGACACGUCAGCGGGAGCUUCCUGACCCAUCGAAGUCUGUCCGGUUGUCCCCGUGCCACCUCAGCCAUGAAGAAAGCCAGGAUGAGCAGCGUGGACAUGCUGACAAUCAAGCAGAGAGCGAGCAAAGGCAUCGAAAACGAUGAAGAAAUCAAACAGCUGGAUGAAGAAAUCAAAGAUCUGAACGAGUCCAACAAUCAAGUGGAGUCAGACAUGAUCAAACUGCGAACACAAAUCACAACCAUGGAGACCAACCUGAAGUCCAUCGAGGAGGAGAACAAGGUGAUCGAACAGCAGAACGACUCGCUGCUGCACGAGCUGGCCAACCUCAGCCAGUCCCUCAUCAACAGCUUAGCUAAUAUCCAACUUCCACACAUGAGACCGCUGCCACAGAAAGAGGCCCCAGUAAAGCAUAACUGCUGUUUACAGAUGCCUCCCAGAGAGCCAAUGAAUGAACAGAACUUUGACACUUAUGUGAGUACACUGACAGACAUGUACACUCACCAGGACCAGUACCAGAGCCCGGAGAACAAGGCGCUGCUGGAGAACAUCAAACAGGCGGUUCAGGGCAUCCAGGUGUAGCCCUACCUGAGGCCCUGACGACAAAUGCAAAGCAAAAACAACAUAGGAAGAGAAACGGAGGGGAAAAGGUUGUUAUUUGCUGCUGUAAUCUACCAUUUAGUUUCGUCUGCUGUUCUCCACUCCAUGAGUAUCUUUGAUUUUUAUUUUUGAUUGUUGCCUUGCUUUCAGAAGUUUUAAGGAACAUUCACGUUUUGUACAUUUUCAUAUGAUCUGACAUAAUGUGAUGUACUGUUUAUAGCUGCUAAUGUAUGCACAUUCUAGUGUAUUUAUUUAUUUAUUUAUUGUAAGCUUGAACCUUUUUUUAUCUCAUUGUGAUUUACAUGCAUCAAACUGGGCGUCACGGGUUUAAAGGGGAGCAGAGCGGCGGCUAACGAAGGUUAACGUGAAGAGCAAUCAUUUUCCAACAAAAGCUUUUCUCACGAGCCGUUUAACGGACGUAAACUCCUUUUUUUCAAAUGUUUGAAAGUGACCUGUGAGCCACUUUUUGCUGUACAUUUAAACUACGAGAAGAAGAUUUCAAACAUCAUGACACGGAAACCAACCGGUGCAAAUCUACAACAGAGUAUUAGGGUCAC
Messenger RNA from Cheilinus undulatus (humphead wrasse), 4661 nucleotides. RefSeq names its product myelin transcription factor 1-like, a (gene myt1la). Gene Ontology annotation, cellular component: nucleus. The coding region runs from base 145 to 4086 and encodes 1313 amino acids. The transcript has 26 exons. The record is from RefSeq and is a predicted model, not a curated record. Gene Ontology annotation, molecular function: DNA-binding transcription factor activity, RNA polymerase II-specific; RNA polymerase II cis-regulatory region sequence-specific DNA binding; zinc ion binding. Gene Ontology annotation, biological process: regulation of transcription by RNA polymerase II. NCBI's taxonomy places the organism in Eukaryota, Metazoa, Chordata, Actinopteri, Labriformes, Labridae.